CCCGCAGUCGCGCGCCGUUCGCCGACCGCACCGCACGUGCCGCACCGGCCACCGCCAGUACUCGAACACGUGACGCGAACACACCGCGAUAGUUCUGUUCAGUGAUAUCAUUAUAACUCCUGUAAACAAGUGCUACCUACAGUGACCAGUGUGCCAUGCAGCGCGCUCGUGCGGCGGCCGCGUGAGUCGCGCGCCUCGCCGCCGCUACUUGAGGAUUGUAGCAGUUGGAGAACACUUCAGAAUCAUCAGCGACCAAAAAUACAUUUGCCAAAUGCGGCGGCGGGUGGCCCGGUGAGGCAUGGCGGCGCUGCUGGCGCUGCUGCUGCUGGGCGCGGCCCGCGGCGACGCCCCCUCCCCCGCGCCCCCCGCGGCGGCGCCCACGGAGGCGGAGGGCGAGGCGGCGUGGCGCGAGCUGUGGGCGGGCGCGCUGGACGCGCUGCACCGCGAGCCCUCGCUCAACUCCACGCGCGAGGACGUGCCCGUGCAGCUCGGCGGCGUCGCCUUCCUGCACUGCCCCGUGCGCGACCUCGGCGAGAGAGGGAUCUCGUGGGUGCGGCGGCGCGACUGGCACAUCAUCAGCUCGGGCCUGUUCAUGUACACCAACGACGAGCGCUUCCAGGUGCUGCACAGCGAGGGCUCGGACGACUGGAUCCUGCAGAUCAAGUACGUGCAGAAGAGAGACAACGGCACCUACGAGUGUCAGGUGUCGACGGGCAGCGGCGUGCUGUCGCGGCAGGUGGCGCUGCACAUCGUGGUGCCCGAGGCCUUCAUCCUGGGCGCGGACGAGCACCACGUGGACGCCGGCUCCGACAUCUCGCUUGUCUGCAUCAUUGAGAAGAGCCCGGUACCACCCCAGUACGUGUUCUGGUACCACAACGCGCGCAUGAUCAACUACGACGCGGCGCGUGGCGUGGCGGUGCGCACGGAGCGCGGCGGCAAGACGCAGAGCACGCUGGCCAUCCGCCGCGCCGCGCCGCGCCACUCGGGCAACUACACGUGCCGCGCCGCCGACACCGAGCCCGCCAGCAUACUGGUCUACGUCAGCGAGGGCAGUGACAAGAUGGCGGCGACGCUGUCCCGCAGCUCGGCGGCGCCGGGCCCGCGCCCCCCGCGCCCCGCCGCCCGCGCCGCCGCCCCGCUGCUGCCCGCGCUGCUGCUGGGCGCGCUGCUGCUGCUGGCGCUGGACCUGCUGCUGCCCACCGGCCUGGCCGCCUGGCUGCCGUUGCGAUGAACACAGUGACAUCACUCGGGCAGAUGUCGUGAAUGGCAGCCGUGGGGAGAAAACACAAUACUUCUUAAUUACUCAAGAGAAAACUUUGAUUAUUAACUUCAGAAAGUUAAAGCACUGUGCAACGUGUUUUGAGUAUAAAACUUUUAAUGAUUGGAUUAUAUUUAUGCAAAUAGGAAUAUGUGUUGGAAAAUUGUCUUCAAUCGCGAAGUGUUUUGAACAACUUGAACAGUAAAUGUAGUCAUGCGGAAUAUAUGAUAGGAAAGUUUUAAUUUAUGACCUUUCAUUUCGCCGGAGUCGUUACGGGAAAAUCUAAAUUGCUUUGUUUACGGCACAAGUUAAAAUUCAUUUUCCGGAUGUUAUUUUAUCUACCAAUGUGCAAGUUUUAUUAACGCAAAAACUGUUAGAUUUGUGAGUUUCUAGGACACUGCACAAACACGCCACCCGCAGACGUUGCGUUAUGAUAUGACGCUGCAGUCUGUAGCCGGAAUCAUUGUAAUUUACGUAUUGUAAUAGAAGACGCCAUUCUAGUCCCUGUGACACCGGAGCCGUUACAGGAGAAGUGGCCAUUCGCUAUCGAUACCUGAUCUGUGAAAUUGUAAAUAGUUUAUUAUUAAAUAAAGUAUAAUUGAAUGUUGGCGCCCGCCGCGGAGUCUGACCCCGCGGCGGGCGACUGUACUUAUGUAAAUAAAUACAACAUAGAUAUUGUUCGAACUGAUGAUUACCAUUUAAUGUCCAUUUUGAAAACGCUCAUUUAUUAAUAAGAUACUCAUUAAAUCACGAUGCCAUUGAAAUCGUCUAAAUAAAUGUCUUCGAGCUCCUCCAGCUGUAUCUAGUUCUGUUGUUGUAAGUGAGUCAUCAGGGAUUACAUUUUUAUACGGACCCUUGUGGCUGCGCGGGCGUGUGGUGACGUCACGGGCGUGUGGUGACGUCACGCGCCGCACGCCGCGCAGCUCGACGGACCUCGUCCGGACGCGACCAAGUCGGGAUGGCUGAUGAUGAUGAUACUACCGAGUGGUUAGCUCCCAGAGACACUUUUACUUCAGUGCACAUUUAUGUGGGGAGCAAGUUGUAAAGUUGCUGGUCUAACUUUAUAUGAGUGAUCGCGGCCAGAGGUGGGUCUACAUCCAAGUAGGUCUACGAAUGCUCUCAGUCAGGCAGCGGGUGGUUAACGCAGAAACUGUAGGUCGAGGUCUAGACGAGGUCCACAUCAUUGUAAAUAUCUGACGACUGUCCUCAUUCCUUCCAUCAAAUUGUUUAAAUAAAAUAAAAUUUCGAUCAAC
This is a messenger RNA of Plutella xylostella (diamondback moth), 2511 nucleotides long. RefSeq names its product lachesin. NCBI's taxonomy places the organism in Eukaryota, Metazoa, Arthropoda, Insecta, Lepidoptera, Plutellidae. The record is from RefSeq and is a predicted model, not a curated record. Gene Ontology annotation, biological process: synapse organization. Gene Ontology annotation, cellular component: neuron projection membrane.